AUGGGUAACUUCUUUAGCAAACUGCACCCCUCAUCCCGUCGCUACCCUCCGCCAGCCCAGCGCCCACGCAGUCACCCCACCCGCUGUGCUCCCACCUCUGGCCGGGAUCACCCCGCUGCCCCUGCGCCUCCCUUCCACUCUCUUCACAGUGGACUGCUCAACCAGGGUCGCGUGCCUUUACCGCCUCGGUUUUACAUCGCCCCAAAGAGGCGGUAUGCCAUCCGGCAGGCUCAGUACUCCUCUCUGGGGGUCCGUCCCUUGCUCUCCUGGGGAGACCCUCUGAAGAAGCAGGUGGUGCCUCGGACCUUCGGCCACCCAAGAGGUGUGAAGAUACCCCCUCCAGGGUGCAAAUGGACUCUCCGUUUGCCGCUCAAGCAGACAGUCACAUCUGCGAAGCCAGUGACAUGCAGUCACCUUCCACGUCCUUGCCUAAAGGACACUGAGCCGAGUGCCCUAGGAGAGUCCCGGAAUGGGAUGGCGAAGGAUGAGGGCAAUCAAAGUCCCCACAGCAUUAGCAGUACUCCUUCUGCCUCUAGGUCCCUGGAGACCAAUGGAGACAUCACUUCCUCCCUGCACAUUUCUGGGCCUCUGAAGGGAACCCUCCACCCCAAGGGCCCAGAAAACAGCCUGUGUAACAAAGCCCAGGUGUCAUCUGGGAGCUCAUUCACCAAAGACUGUGCCAUUGUCAGCUCAUGCAGCCCUGCCGGAGGUGUCCUGCCCCUUCAGAAGCCUAUUCCUGAUGCAGCAGGGCUCUCUGGCCUGCCCAAGAGGCUGAUGAAGUCAACUAAGAAAGGACUGGAGGAAGGCCAUCAGCCCAGCUCUCCAGCCUCACUGGGGUUGGGGAAGGAGAAGCAGGAAGAAAAGCAUUGCCAUAUGCCAUCCGGGAGCAAUUCUCCACCCACAUCUGCCUGUCCUAGGCCACAUAAACGGAAACUGCUGCUGGUACCACCACCUUGGGAUCAAGGUGAGCUGCCUCCACCUCCUAAGCGCCCUCGUAUGCUUGUUGCUGGAGACCUGGGCUUGGAGAAGACAGCUGAGCCCCAAGGGAACCACACAGCCUUAGAAGACAAAGAAGAGGCCACAUCAGACUGCAGUACCACGCAGACUACCAGUCCCUCCUCCCUGUCUGUUGCGCCCACCCAAGACUCCCUGUCUUGUACCACUUCCACUCUGCCAGUCUCAACAAUGUUUUUCACUGACUUAUCCAACCUGUCUGCCAGCCCAACCAUCCUGUGUUCCCCUAGACCUUCGCCUGCACCAGAGAUUGGUCUUGAAGAAAAAGGCAGAAUGCCUAACACUCGUUCUUUGUCUCUUCCAGCGAAAUCUGCUUCUUCCUUUACAUUUAGGCCCAUCUUUAGAGGCGCACUCAGUAAUGAGAAUGGAGGCUCUCUCCGUUUCUAUCCCUCAGUCCCUGAUGCAGCACCUUCUCCUUCUGACAUCUCCACACCUCCUAGCACCUCAACUGUCUCUUUAUUGCCUACCUCCCAAAGAGAGGAGUCGCCCGUCCCCAUGUUGGUGGAUUCUUCUUCUUUUUUCUCACCAACCUCUCCUCCUCCUCCUGUCCCUUCCACCAGCACCCUUGUGUUCACCAGUCAGCCCAUCAGAUUUACAGCCAUCACUCCCACAAUUACAGCCACCGCCUCUGCAAACUCCACCUCUCAGCCUGUUCUGGAUCCUGAUGUAAGAGACAUGGACACCUCUCCCCCUUCACAGGCUGUCAUCUUCACGUCUCCUCCAGGCUCUGGGGUGAGCUCCCUCCCACUUGCCCAGGCCCAUGGCUGUGGAGAUCAGGUGUCCCCUGCAAAGGCCCCAGUCUCCACCAGCCCACCAGCAUUUACAGUCAGCUACCCCGCUGCAAGUUUCAGUCUUCCAUUUCGCCCAGGAGUCACCCCUCAGCCCAGGUUGGGAACCUCUGGUGGGCAUCAGCAGAGAGCCACUGGCCUAGGUCUGACUGCACCAGCAGCUACCUCCACAUCAUUAGGCAGCACGUCUACAGACUCUGCAAUCAAGCCUGAUUAUGAGGACAUGGAUACCACGCCUCCCUCCCUGGCUGUCAUCUUCCCAUCUCCCCCUGACACCAAGGACAACUGCAUGCCAUUUCCCAAGGUAGUUCCUGGUAAGAAGAGCAUGCUGGUGAGAAGCAGCAUUACAUCCACCCCACGCUCCACCAGCUUGCCUGCACAGUCGGUCAGCAGCCCAACUGCAUCUUUCAGACAUCCUUUUAACCCAGGAGCUACCCCUCAGCCCACAUUUGGGGCCCCUGAUUGGCAGCAGCCUGAACCCUCCAGAUUUCACAGGUCCAUACCUGUAGGGAAACGGGCAGUACCAACACAAGCUGUAAACCUAACCAUUAUGGCAGCACAGCAAGCCAAUAACAACACAAAUCAACCAACUUUCGUGGGCAUGGCACCCACGUAUUCCACCUCUAACAUCCAUGCCAGCACCCCGUUGGCCUUUGAUGGUUCCCCAGGCAUUGUUCCCACCGGCAUAGCCAUUAGUUCUGGCUUUAAAACCACAACUAAGAUGCCCAGUGCUGGGAAUAGGAGAUCAUUGUUUGCCAACAGCACUCCAGGCCAACUUGUGUUUAUGAGACCUGCAACCCCUAUAGGUAGUGGGAACUUCAGGGUCAAGGUCCCUGCCCCAGGUCCCAGUUCUACGACUGGAGCACUCAAUUCUGGAGCAGGGCCAAGUGGAACACUCAACUCCAGUUCCAUUCCACCUAUUGGUCCAAACACCUGGGACCAGGUUGGCAGCACCAUACCCUUAUUUGCAAAUAAGACAGGUGGCACCUUCAUUCAGAGCACCUGGGGUCCACCUGUCCAGAGUACAGAUGGUGCAAUGGGAAAUUUUCCCAAGCUUGGGAUCCCAGCCCCUCCUGUCUCUGCCUUCCAUCAGAGAGCCUGGGCCACCCCUCACCAGAGCAAACGUGCUCUUACUGGAAAAGCCAGGACCGCUAGGAGGAAACAUUCACGAAAACACAAUUAUGCGCCCAUCUUUCAUCAGAGCACCUUGGGCCCAUUUGGCAAUGGCACUUCUGCUGGAGAUUCAGGUGCCAGCACUGUAACUGUUCUUGGACACUCUGGUGCUCCCAGCUAUAGCCAGAGCUCCUGGGGCCCACCAGGCCAUGGCACUUAUGCUGGAGUUGCAAGCACCAGAACUAUACCUCUUCUUGGACACCCUGGUGCUCCCAGCUACAGCCAGAACCCCUGGGGCACACCUCUCCAGAGCAGAGUUGGCAUGAAGAGAAGGGACAGCACCAUACCUAUGGUUGGAGGCCCCUGUGUUCCUCAUUUCCAUCAGUGCAGCUACAGUCUUCAUGGCCAGAGCAUGUAUGGUACAACGGGAGGGAAUAGUACCAUGCCCGUAAAUGGAGCCCUUUGGGACCCCUCCUUCCAUCAGUAUACCUGGUGUCCACCUGGCCAGACUACACGUGAUGUAAUGGGAGGUAACAACACCAUGCCUGUAAAUGGAGGCCCUCAUCUUUCCCAUUUCUGCUAG
Loxodonta africana (African savanna elephant) is the source of this 3498-nucleotide messenger RNA. Its product is annotated as nuclear pore-associated protein 1-like. Bases 1 to 3498 code for a protein of 1165 amino acids. The transcript has a single exon. Lineage: Eukaryota; Metazoa; Chordata; Mammalia; Proboscidea; Elephantidae. The record is from RefSeq and is a predicted model, not a curated record.